Didymodactylos carnosus is the source of this 696-nucleotide messenger RNA. NCBI's taxonomy places the organism in Eukaryota, Metazoa, Rotifera, Eurotatoria, Philodinida, Philodinidae. The record is from the annotation of a GenBank genome assembly.
AUGAGUUUAAAACGUCCAAAUGAUGGUGCUUUGGUUCCGGUUGGUCCGCAACAACCACAUGUCAAACAAGCACGUACAGAAUUAGCUAUCACGACAAUACCAUCUCGUCCACGUUCAAGUAGAUUAUAUUCACCUAUUAUGUUAUUACAAGGUCAUGAAAGUGAAGUAUUUUGUUGUAAAUUUCAAUCGGAUGGUGAAAUAUUAGCAACAGCAGGAUUUGAUCGCAAAAUAUUUUUAUGGAACGUUUAUGAGCAAUGUUUGAAUUGGGCGGUACUCACAGGACAUGGAGGAGCCAUUAUGGAAAUACAAUGGUCACCAGAUGGUUCAGAAUUAGCAUCAUGUGCAACAGAUAAAUUAGCAUUUAUAUGGGAUAUUGCAACGUGUCAACGUGUUAAGAAGUUAAAAGGUCACAAAUCUUUUGUUAAUUCUGUGAGUUAUUCACGUACGGGUAAAGAAAUGUUAUGUACGGGAUCCGAUGACGGCACAGUAAAAAUAUGGGAUAGAAGAAAACGAGGUGAAGUAAUGACAUUAGAAUGUACCUAUCAAGUUUUAACAUGUUGUUACUCGUCGACGAGUGAAGCAGUUAUAUCGGGUGGUAUUGAUAAUUCAAUUAAAAUAUGGGAUCUUCGAAAACAGCAAGUGUCACAACGAUUAGACGGACAUCUAGAUGCUAACGAGGGGUAUCCCAAUCCAUAG